This is a messenger RNA of Micropterus salmoides (largemouth bass), 4121 nucleotides long. Its product is annotated as tumor necrosis factor alpha-induced protein 2-like. Gene Ontology annotation, biological process: exocytosis; exocyst localization. NCBI's taxonomy places the organism in Eukaryota, Metazoa, Chordata, Actinopteri, Centrarchiformes, Centrarchidae. Bases 216 to 2885 code for a protein of 889 amino acids. The transcript is spliced from 15 exons. Gene Ontology annotation, cellular component: exocyst. Gene Ontology annotation, molecular function: SNARE binding. The record is from RefSeq and is a predicted model, not a curated record.
UGGUUGAGUCCUUUCUGGUCAUUUGAGCAGCUGGUCUGUGCAGAGCUGGAUCCUCUCAGGCUUGAUCGGAGCUCCGCGUCUCUCCGUGAAGACCUGACUCUGUGCCCGCCGCUCAGACGCUUCAGCCCGGGUUCUGCAGACAGUUUGAGCCGCUGAUCCGCCACAAUGACUCCCAGCUGUUCUUCCCUCCCUGCCCCCCCUCCCCCAGCUCCAUCAUGCCCAUCCUCAAAAACCUCCCAGUGCGCCUGAAAGGCGGCGGUCCGACUCUAGAGAACGCUUUGAUCCUUCGCAGGAUGAGCCUCAACAUCACCCCCCACCAUCACCAUCACAACCCCUUCGACAACGACGACGACAGCAUCCACGGCAUAGGAGGCCAUGGCAACCACUGGUCGCCGGGCAGCUCUCUCCUUGACGGCGAUGGGCCGAGGGACCGCAACCCGUUUGAGGAUGAGGAGGACGAGAACGAGGCCAAUGAGGGGAAGAAGGGAAGUGGAGGCGGAGGCGGCGGUUCGGGGAAGGGAUCGUUCAAGUUCACCUCCCCGCUGAAGACUCUGGGAAAGCUGGGGAAGAACCUGAGAAUGUCGGGAAGGAGCAAAGGAAGUGCAACGCCGUCCCCGCAGGGCUCGCUGCAAGGCACGCCUUCACCUGCAGAGAAGAAGAAGAGGGGCAGGAGGAGCUCUGAGGGAAGUUUGCUGAGGUUUGCGGGGAAAUAUCGCGACACCCUCGGCUCCCGUAAGGAGACCUUCACCAACGGCGAGCCGAAUUGCUCGGAGAGCGAAUGUGACUCCACCAGCCGCCGCCUGUCCUUCAUGAAGCUGGUGGGCCUAGGGAAGCUAAAGAGGGAGUCCAUGGCCGACCACUCGUCCCAGGGCCCCGAGGAGCAGUCGGUGCAGGAGGAGGCGAUGGAGGAGGUCAAACCCAGAGAGCCACUGUCAGUCCUGGAGAUCCUGCAGCUGGUGAAGAAGCGGGACCUCUUGUUGGCCGACACUCACAUCCUGGAGCUGGAGCAGGAGUGUAACGAGUCCGCCGCGGCCGACCGGGGCGCUGCGCCGCAGCCGGAGGACGCCACCAGCCCGAGUGUCAAAGACGGCGGGCGGAGGAAGGCGAAGGACGUGGAGCUGCUGUAUGAGGAGCUGCAGAAGGAGCUGUGGGCCGUGGUCAGGGAGUCUCUGCGCUCCCCGACGGCCGGGCCAAACCUGGGCCUGGUGGUUCAGGUGCUGCAGCAGGAGGAGCAGGUGGAUAAAGACUGGGCCCUCGGCGAGACCGCGGCCCCCGGUGGCCCGAGGCCUCGCCGACUGAAGCAAAGGUGGAGGGAGGCCGUGGAGGAGGCUGCUGACGGCUCUCUGCCUCAGAGUGCAGAGUUCACCGCCGGAGAGCUCAACGGGUAUCUGGACCGGCUCCGAGCCCGGGUGGUGGAUGACCUGGGGGCCUCCAAGAGGAACGUGGUGUCCAUUUACCCCGAAGAGUACCAGCCCUUCCAGGUGUACGUGCAGAGCUACCACCAGGCGGUUGCAAGGCGACUGCAGGCCAUCGCUGACAACCAGCUGGAGAUCACUGACAUCUACUCGCUGCUGGACUGGCUGCACAACAUCUACAACAGAGACGUUCUGGGGACGGUGUGCAUCACGAGUCCGUUCAGCCGCUCUCAGCUCAUCCCUCUGCUGCCUGCAGAGACCGUGGACAGACUGGAGCAGGACUGUCUCAACUCCGUCAGGGCUAAAGUGACCACAGAGCUGAGUCAGGUCCUGGACGACGAGGAGAGAAGGUGGAUGGAGUCUCUGCACAUCGAGGAGUACCAGAUCACUCUGGCCAAGACCGUCAUACAGAGGCUGCAGGUCGAUCUGGAGCGUUCGGCCUCCAUAAACAGAUCUUUGGGCUCCAGAGUGGCGCAGUGCAGCCUCAAUGGCUUUGCCGACUUCCUGUACAGUUUCCAGCGUAAAGUUGAGAUGUUUCAUGAGGGGAUGCAGAGCGGCAUGUUUGGAGACAACGAGGACGGAUAUGUGUCCAAAACCAUCGCCUUGGUCAACUGCUGCCCUCCGUUCAGAGGGUUCGUGCAGCGUUGUGCUCAGUGUGAUCCGUCCGUCAGUGAGGACUCUCUGCGUCGAGCCAACAAAGCUCUGGAUCACAUCGUCCAGCAAGGAGUCAGAGUGCUCUCUGAACGCCUCUACCUGCACAUCAGGCCCUUCUUUGAGCGGUUGGUGAAGAGGAAGUGGCUGAGCAACGCGGAGCCGUACGAGCAGAUUGAAGCGCUCAUCAAAGAACACUUUAAGAAAUAUCACAGGAUGGACAGUCCUCCCUAUCAGCUGCUGGUGGCGGAGGUCCAUCGGAGGGUGGUGAUGGAGUACCUUCGCUCGGUCAUGCGAGGCAGAAUCAUCUGCACCUCUAUGAAGAUGAGGAAGAGGAUGGCGGGCCGGCUCAGAGACGAAGGCAAACAGAUCAAAGUUCUCUUCAAAGACCUGGAGUCUCCGUCCAGCUGGUUGGACAGCGCUCUGUCUCACAUCUCAGAGAUCAUCCAGCUGGAAGACGUCCCCUCCAUCCAGAUGGAGGUCGGCGUUCUGGUCAGAGAGUUUCCAGACGUCAGGAAGAAGCACGUGUCGGCCAUUUUGAACAUCCGGGGGGUGACUCGGCAGGCGGAGCGUCAGGAGAUCCUCAACAUCGUCAAAGACAUCGAGAGCAGCGAUGGUGGUGGGGGCAGCGGCGGGUUGGCUCGCCUGUCCCGGGAUCGCGCCCUCUUCUCUGAGGUGCCGGUCACCUCCGAGGUCCACUGCCUGAACGUGGGCCUGAGCCGCAUCGCCCUCACCGCCUCGUCCUGCUUCACCACGCUGCGACCACGCCGACGCAAAACCCGAGCGCCCGUCCAGGAAAACUCUGACGACGUCCUGUGAGCGGAGGUCACCAGAGCUCGCACCCGGGGCUGUUGUGGUGGUUUUUAUUCCCAAUUUAACCCCAUUUAACAAUAGUUUCAACAUGAUGAUUACCAACUGACUGUGCCUUUCCACCAGGCUGCUGCUUUCAAGGAAUCUUCUUUUCUUUCCAGGAGAUGUUUGAGGAAAAACAGCAGGAAAGUGGUUUAAAUGUCCAGCGCAGACUUUAGGACUAAACUUUAAAUCAUUCUGACUCAUUUACACUUUUCCUUUCUGGGAUCCUGAUGAGAAAAUAAUCUGAGCACUGACUGCUGAGGGGAAACCCAUCACAUGGGCAAAGAAAAGGAAAAGACAGAAGUCCCUGGUGGACGAGGAGUGAUGAUGACGGGAGAAGGUGACUACGAGAAAUGGACUGAAAAUCUGUUCUCGUCUCGGUCGGUGUGCAGACGAAGGCUUGACUUUAUCAGCCUCUCCACCACAGGAGACAAGAAUCAACUGCUCACCCAUUUCUCUUUAUUGAAACACGACAAACUGAUUUAAAAACGAUUUAAAAACGUACUUUUCUUCUGGGAAUUUAGGAUUUCUUCUGUGGAAAAGAAAAUGUAGGGGAGAGCCGGGCUGAAAGUAACACAGCAGUUUUGUCAGAGUCCGUACGUGUCUGAUCUGUAGAACGCAGUACUGAGCAGAACCGUUAAAUAUCAGGUGGAUACGUCAACAGAAAAAGAAGCUGUUUUCAACAACAGAAAGUAAAUUCACUUUUUUAAAUGAAAUCUCAAAAUUUUUCUGUAUAAAAGAGAGUCCAGUUUAAAAGUCAGGAGUCACCGUCUGGACGAUUAAAACACUUGCAUUGAUUGAUAGGCCAUAUGUUCUAAAGUUAAAUGUAACAUGUUUAUUAAGAUAAAGGACAUAAUGUGUCUGCAGUGAUAUUCAGAAGGAUGAUGUUCGACAUUUUAACUAACACCGAUUACAUAAACAAUUUAAAUAUAUACCGUCAAAUUAAACCAUAAUUGUUCCACAUGUGUACAACAUAUCACCUGGUUAUUGAUCGAACACACCUGUGAGUUCUUUAUUAUAGCAAAACAAAAAAAGAACUUCUGUCUGUAACGGUGUCUUUUAAAAUGGCGUUUAUCUGAAAAGUGUUUCAAUUGUCCCGGCUCUCCCCUACAUAUGGAAACUCGUUUAUUUUCACCUGUGGAGGAAAAAAACGGACAUUCAGGGUUAAGACCUGGUCACAUCAAAUAAAAUUUAAACAAACAA